GCUAGUGGAACAGGAAAUGUAACACCUACCAUGGCUGUUUAAAAAAAUGUUCAUCUAAAGGGGAUAAAAGAGGAAGUCACUGAGCAGCCAUACACAAAUACAUUAGCGUAUAGCUAGUUACGUUCAUUCCCACUGUCAUCCAUUUUGACAUGAAGAUGGUUGGAAGCUGGUUGUUUCUCCUCAUCUCUCUCCAAGGAUAUGAGGCUCCCUCCACCCCCAAUGUAAACUGCCUGAUCAUUAAUCUGGAUUAUGUCAACUGCAUCUGGAGUGAACAGAGGAUCCCAGAGGUCAACUUCACCUUUUUCAGCAGCAGGUUCAUCAAAGGUAAUAUGGAGGAGUGCACAACAUAUCUCCAGGAGAAGAGUUAUGCUGUGGGAUGUAGACUGUCCUAUGACAAGUCUGACAGGUUUAGAACACUGACAACCAAGCUGGUCCAUCAGAACAACAGUAAUGUGCAGAACCAUAACCUGAAAAGCAUGGUGAAGCUUUACCCUCCUGUCAACCUGUCAGUUGAGAUGAACAAAGACCCAGAGCUGAAUCUGUACUGGAACAACAGCAAGAACACCUUAUGCAUUGAGAGUGAAGUUCGCUACAGAAUAAACAGCGACAAGUGGAAGACUUCUACUCCAAGCAAGGAACAGAAGUAUGCUGUGGCUUUCCCGUUAAAGAGCAGUCGGUAUGAGUUUCAAGUGAGAGCACGAGUAAACGACAUGUGUGGAGAGUCCAAGUUCUGGAGUGAAUGGAGUCAGCCCAUUCAAUGGGAUUCCAUGAAGGGAAAUAACAUCACAGACAUAUCUGGCAGCUCAAUGUCUGUGUGGAAGCCAGUACUGUCAUUAGUGGGUACCAUGACACUCUUCAUAUUGGCCUGCAUGCUGGUCUACAGGGAAAGAGAACGACUGAGAUUCAUCCUCAUUCCCAUUGUGCCUAAUCCAGGAAAGAACCUAGAUGAGAAUGUAGAGGCCUGGCGUCAAAUCUCCAAGGACAUUUGCUUCCAGUCUAACUUCACUGAGCUUGCCUGUCCUGUUCGUGAGUACAGUCUGGUUCCCCAAACUGGCAGCGUCAGUGAAUCUGAGAGCAACCUCUCCAUUACAACAGACCAGUCAGAUCUCCUGUCCAUGUGUUCCUCCUCAGCUUCCACUUUUCCUGUCACAAGUGAAAAUGAACAAGCUGGUAUUGAAUGAGACUUACAAUGGCUGCAUUCUAAUUACCCUUCUCCCCUAGGUGUGCACUUGCUUGCUCCCCCUCAUUGAUAAUACGUAUUAGAUGGGUGUAUGCAUGGGCUAAAGGGAGUUUCUAUCAUAUUUUUUGUUGUUGAAUUUUAACAUAUGAAUAUCCUUAAUAUUACGGCGCCCAAUCCGUAAUAAAUGCAAGCAUUUUUGUUUGAUUUUCAACCAUUUGUACGAUUUUUAAAUGCAUCGAUUUUUGAGAGAGAAUAAAACAUAAAAUGCACUGAACAUUGCAAUAAUGACAUACCCUCCUAUUGUGAGAAAAAACGCUGUUAAUUACACAAACUGACCACAUACAAUAUAGUGUAGCAUUAUGAGCUAGGCUACUUAUGAGCGUGCAUGUCUAAAAUGGUUCUAAUAAUGUCAUUGAAAAAAAAGUCAUCUAUGCAUAAACAAGCUAAUGAAAAAAUUAUCUUAACACAGGGUUAAACAUAGUUGGAAUUGAUUGAGUGUUCAGCUGACAGUUUUAAUAUUAUAAACAAUCCCUUGUGAAAUUUAAAUUGUACUAUUGCACACUGUAUCUCGUUGGAAUAGAGGGAGCAUCUGAAAUGUUGAAUAUUAGCCUAUACCUUCAUUAAAAUGGUAUUUUAAAGGAGCUUGUAUUUAAAUGUAUUAGGGAUACCUACUGCUCUUCCUGGGGUCCAAACACAUUAAGGCACUUACAUUACAUAUAAAACAAAUUAUAAAAUAGUACAAAAGAUAAAACAGUACAUCAUACAACAUAAUUACACCACUGCAUAUCUACAAUACAAAAUGUAUAAUACCACCAUACAACAAUAUUACAAUGUACAUGUGUGGAGAGUGAGUGUACUAGUGCUUGUGUGCCUAUGCCUGUGUCUGUACCUUUGUGUAUAUUUCUUCACAGUCCCCGCUGUUCCAUAAGGUAUAUUUUAAUCUGUUUAAAAAAAAUCUGAUUGUAAUAGUAUUUUCUUUAAAAUGUUGUUUCCAAGCGGGGGUUACUGCUAUAAAAAUUACUAUAGACUAUUGGCCUAUUUCCUCUUAAAUAAAUAUGAUAAACGUUGCUUCCUAAUGUUGCAUGAUAUCCUGUAAUCCUACCAGUGGCGACCUGUCAUUCAGGGCAGGUGCCCCACCUGUUUUAAGUCAUAUCAGUUUGCAAACAAUGUAAAAAAAAAAACAUAGUCAUUGAGAUAAUAAAGCUGCAGACAAACAUGG
Messenger RNA from Oncorhynchus masou masou (cherry salmon), 2399 nucleotides. RefSeq names its product cytokine receptor common subunit gamma-like. Gene Ontology annotation, biological process: cytokine-mediated signaling pathway. Gene Ontology annotation, molecular function: cytokine receptor activity; protein binding. Lineage: Eukaryota; Metazoa; Chordata; Actinopteri; Salmoniformes; Salmonidae. The record is from RefSeq and is a predicted model, not a curated record. Gene Ontology annotation, cellular component: external side of plasma membrane. The transcript is spliced from 8 exons. Bases 150 to 1181 code for a protein of 343 amino acids.